Messenger RNA from Penicillium diatomitis, 522 nucleotides. RefSeq lists its product as uncharacterized. NCBI's taxonomy places the organism in Eukaryota, Fungi, Ascomycota, Eurotiomycetes, Eurotiales, Aspergillaceae. The record is from RefSeq and is a predicted model, not a curated record. The transcript has 3 exons. The annotation marks the transcript as partial.
CACACUAAAACCCUUCGCUUACUUCGGGGUAAAAUUACCCCCGCCAUAGUAAAGGAUAAAGAUACUAGCAUUCUCCAUGAGCUGAGCUACAGGAAUAAAAGAUUCCGAUUCUUUACUCACCUGUACCGGAAUGAACGAAAUCCCGCGAAGAAGUUGAUAGCUCGAUUUCCCUUAACGUACUGGAUUGGCGAGGAUUGCCCAGGGAAUGCGGACGAGAAGGUCCGUUGUGGAACUAGCACAUACGCAUGGCUUGAAAAAGACUGCGCGACUGCUCCUAAUCCCCAGCUUUAUAGCUUCGGACUGUCUGAUGGCGAAACUUUCACUUUUCUCGACAACCUGCCCAUUUUCACCCGUACUAUUAAGCGUCUGCGUCGUUGGCUUUUAUCUCUGCUAAGCUACCCAGCCACAUCUCGAUAUAGUCAGCAUCCUACAGAAGGUCAGCUUAAGCUAUGCACGCCGUAUCUUUUGAUUAAAUAUAUCAAUCCAUCGCGAGGGCCAGGGAAGGUACUUUCUGAAACUUAG